Molecule: messenger RNA, 4582 nt
Organism: Nilaparvata lugens (brown planthopper)
Lineage: Eukaryota; Metazoa; Arthropoda; Insecta; Hemiptera; Delphacidae
Product: zinc finger protein 28 homolog
Exons: 11
Coding region: 401-2395 (664 amino acids)
Biological process (GO): regulation of transcription by RNA polymerase II
Cellular component (GO): nucleus
Molecular function (GO): RNA polymerase II cis-regulatory region sequence-specific DNA binding; DNA-binding transcription factor activity, RNA polymerase II-specific
Source: RefSeq, a predicted model, not a curated record
GAUCUUCGUUGUCUUUACUAUUAUUCAUGUCACGUGUUAUGAGAAAUACAUUAAUUUUCAAAUUUUAUAUUAUAUUUGAUACUAGAAAUUCUUGAGUUGAACAAAGAUAGACUAUCAAAUUAAUCAUUAACACUGAAUUUUGUUAUUAAAGUAUUAUAAUAUUAAAUCAAUGUAAGUUAGAUUAGGCAGUCUAUAAUUUUAUUUUUGAGGUUAUGUUGGAGGACAAGCACAACAAAAAUUAAAUAAUCAUGCAUUUGGCAUAAUAAGAACUCAUGAAUUACUCAGGACCACUGUAGUGUGCUCUCUGAAAGAUUGUUAGAUAGAUUAUAAAUUACAGAUAGAUUUACCUAACUGUUGAUGUUAUUUAUUUCUAAGGUAUAAAGAAAAACUAGUGGAAAAAAUGGAUUGUGCCAUUAGAGGUAUACACACUUUAGGUCUACAGAUUCCAUUAAUUAAAAAAGAAUAUCCUGAUGAUACUCCAAAGGAAUCAGACACGAAUCAGGCAGAAAAGGAGAAUCGUGAUGUUGAUGAUGACGAUUACCUCAAAAAUGACGCAGAUGAUGAAAAUGCAAUGAUGGAUUUUGUAAAAGAUGAAAUUGAAAUUGACGAAAAGCCAGUUUCCAUGGAAGAUUUCUCCAGCAACAUUCCAGCUAAAUCAGUGAUUCCAAAGAGUGAACCACUGGAUUCGUCCAUAGUUUCAGAAAGUCUUGGAGUUGGCCUGGCCUCCCACAAUCAUAAGGAAUUUGAAAUUUGUGGCAGAAUAGCAGUUGUUUGUCUGCGUAGAUUGGAAGAUGAAGAGCCAAAUUUUAAUGUUGGAAAUUUGAAUUUGGUACUAAAGCGUGAAUUUUUACUGGCUGAUGAAGGGAAUGCCUGUUUUGUUGAUGACAAUGGCAAUGAUGCUCAUGACAAGAAUGAUAAUGAUUCUGAAAAUGAAGAAAAGCCUACCAUAAAAACCGAAAUAGAAAUCGAUGAAAAGCCAUUGAUCAAGAACUUCUUCAGAAACAGUGCAGUACAUCCAGUGAUACCAAAGAGUGAACCACUGGAUUCGUCCAUAGCUUCAGAGAGUCUUCGAGUUGGCUUAGCAUCCCACAAUUAUAUGGAAUUUGACAUUUGUGGCAGAAUAGCAUUUGUUUGUCUGCAUAGAUUGGAAGAUGAAGAGCCAAAUUUUAUUGUUGGAAAUUUAAAUUUGGGACUAAAGCGUGAAUUUUUACUGAUUGAAAUUGUGAAACAUGAGAGUCCAUUCGAACAAAUUGACAUUGAAAUGAAGAAUGAACCUUCUCAUAGCAAUACAGCUAUUCAUCAGAUCAAGAGAGAGAAGCAAGAAAAUGGAUUUGCAGAACUUCAAUUGCCAACAAAUAACAUCAAACAGGAGCCAAUAAUCUCAGAGGAAGCCCCAACUACUACUCAGAUGGCGACAGUUGCAGUAGAUAGCAGCCAAGAACCAGCGCCAGAGUGCAGCACUGCAUUCGCUCCAACCGAUAAUGACAUCAGCCAACAACAAUAUUCAAUCCCUGGCUACAAUCUGAUAUUCAUCAAAGAAGAAGAUUACCAAGAUGGAGAAGACAUUUCAGAAGAAGUUGACUUUGGCACAGUGAAGAGUGAAGCAGAGAUGGGGCCUUCUAUCAGCGGCACUGCCAAUGCAACAGAGGUGGGUGGACUAGAUGCACAUUCAAUCUCUCCAGUGGAAAAGUGCACUGAGCCAACUGUGGCUGGCAAAGAGACCAAGCUCUACAGCUGUGCUGACUGCAGCUAUGAAACUCCAUGGAUUGCUGCUUUGAAGAGACACAUUAGAAGACAUACUUGGGAAAAACCAUUUAGUUGCGAAUUUUGUGACUUUAAAUUUGCUACUUCAGCUAAUUUGAAAGUUCAUAUCAGAAAACAUACAGGUGAAAAACCAUUCACUUGCGAAUUUUGUGACUACAAAUGUGCAUCUUCAGGCCAUUUGAAAGUUCAUAUCAGAACACAUACAGGUGAAAAACCAUUUAGUUGCGAAUUUUGUGACUUUAAAUUUGCUACUUCAGGCAAUUUGAAAGAGCAUAUCAAAUCACAUACAGGUGAAAAACUAUUCAAUUGCGAAUUUUGUGACUAUACAUGCAGUCGGAAAUACAACUUCAAAUUACAUCUCAGAAAACAUACAGGUGAAAAACCAUUCAGUUGCGAAUUUUGUGACUACAGAUGUGCAUUUUCAGGCCAUUUGAAAGAGCAUAUCAGAUCACAUACAGGUGAAAAACCAUUUAGUUGCGAAUUUUGUGACUACAAAUGUGCAUCUUCAAGCCAUUUGAAAGUUCAUAUCAGAACACAUACAGGUGAAAAACCAUUUAGUUGCGAAUCUUGUGACUACAAAUGUGCUACUUCAGGUAAUUUGAAAGUACACAUUCGAACACAUACAGGUUAAAAACCUUUUACUUGUGAAUUUUGUGACCAUACUUGUUCUCGUUCAAAUGAUUUGAAGAAACACAUCUGAAAGCACACUGGGGGAGAGCCUCUGAAGAAAAAAUUGUUCUAUAUUUAUUAAUACAAUAUGAUAAUUUCCACUAAGUCUAACAGACUUAGAAAAAAGUCUGUUAGACUUUGGUUACUUUUGACCCAUAGUGAAACUAAAAAAAGUCUGUUAGACUUUGGUUAGUUUUGACCCAUAGUGGUUCAAAACUAAAUAACACUGUACAUGAAUAAACUAUAAAUUAAUGUAAAACUAGAAUUAUGACUUCGAUUUGAUAAACUAAAAUUAAGAAUUAUGUGACUUUUAAUGAGCUGAUUUAUGUACUUUGAAGGCACCUAAUAUUAAAGCCCAGUUGAAAAAUAAUUGAUUAAGUAGUCCUAGUAGUUUUAUUGGCAUUGUUUUGUUUCUCAAUCGAUCACGAUUUGUGUGAUUAGAGUCAGUUGCUCGUGUGUGAAAUUAAAUCAUUUAUUGAGUAUCAUUUACUUAAUUGAGUAAAUUCCAACUGAAUAGAAGAGUAAAAGUUUUCUGUAGGCCUACUGACGAGGCCGACAUGGAAGUUUAGCACUUAGCAGAUUGAAACAUCAAUUGGGAAUAAUUAUAAUGAGUGUAAAUUGUAUGCAAGUUGAGUAUAUGUCUUUAUCCAUCUACCAGAUUCACUUUUCUCUCCUUAUAUUAACUUAUCCAGAAAUAUUAAUUUGCAGCAAUCAAAGCAACAAGUUGGUGAAUUUGUAAUGAUUUUCCUUUGAAACUUGGUCCCGCAUGGAGCUUUCCCACUCUCGUUAAAUGUAAAGAAUAUUCAUGCCUCUUCAAUUGUAAAUUCGUAAAAUUCUAUGCAAUACACAUUAAUAUUGCAAGUACUUAGUAUUUGUCUUCUAUGGGAGAACAUACGGUACCUGAUAUUCUUCAAGACAUCAAUAAUGAAUCUCACAACUGUUAAAUAUAUUAUGUCAGCCAAGUCCUCCAGUUUAUAGUGUUCUUGUGGAAUCAUGUUUAAUCUGAAUAGUCAUUAUCAGACUCACUUGAACUUGAAAAAUACAAAAUUCUCACUCACUGAUUCACGUUCUUAUCAUCUUUCUCAAUUGAAAGUCAUUCCUACACAAUUUUUAUUGCAAUGUUUAUUUCCAUGACUGAGUUCAAUAUUAGUGUGAAGUAGAUGGUGAGUGUAAGCUACCUGUAAUUGUCAAUGUAAUCCCUAGUACAAAAAUUGAUACAAUUGUCUAGAAAAUGUGUGGAAACGAUGCUAGAUUCUUUUUUUUUCUCUGAGAAGUGAUUUUAAUGAGAAUAUUCAUCCAUUCAUUGAUUGUGUUGACAAAUUAAUUUUACUCUUAUAUCCCCCGAUAAAUGUUCUUCUUUAUUUGUAUGUCAUGUACUAGUUUAUUCAGGACAAAAUGACAGAGGUUGUCUGGUAUAGCUCAGCUGGUAGAGCUGUCUCCUCAAAUGUGAAAAGAUCCAAUCUGAUGAUCUAAUCUUCAUGGCAAUAUUAUUUUUAUUGAAUUACCACCUCUAACAACAAAACGACAAUGUUGUCUUUGCAAAACCCUUUGAACUGCUAUGUUCCAUAUUAUGAUGCUAUUGUUGUUAAUAUGGCUGUGUUGAUUACCUCAAAAAGCCUCCUGGCAUAUGUGAUUGAUAAUGUAUGUAAUAUUAUAGAUUUCAUUAUUAUUAUAAAAAGUAAUAUGGGAUACAACUUAAAAGGGACUAGUUGAUUUUAUUUUAUAGACUGUUGAGAGGUCUAUUCUAUUGAAUAUCAAUUUUGUAUUGUAUCACAAACAGCAAUAAUUCAUCAGAAAUUCAUUAUAUUAAUAUUAUUAAGAUUAUUAACACUUAUUAUCAUCAACAGAGUUUAGCAAUCUACUGUAAAAGAAACUUCUUGUUAAUAGAUAUUCAAUCUUUGACGAAUAUUCUACACAUUUCUCCUACCUUGUAUCAUUAAUUUACUUCAAUUUAUCAAUUUUCAAUUGAUUCUCGAAAUAGUCCUAGGCUGCAAUUUUGAUAUUUUUAACUUCUAGGUGUAGAACUCCUAUACUCCCACAGGUAUCUGUGGUUAUAUUUCUAUAAUGUGUCUCUUUUUAUAUACUAAUUUAACUUUUACUCCAACUACUGUUGAAAGAACAAAAAUAAUAAAGAAAAAUCAAACAUUGA